GCCGCCACUUUCCCUUUCUUUCGUUUCCAUCUUUUUCCGAUCCCUUUUUUUGUUUUUUUUUGGACCGUUUAGACAUGGCUUCCCAAACGCUCCUCCUCAUCAUCUUCAUCCUCCUACCGUCCAUCUGCCCCAUACGUGCGGACCUACCCGGCAGGUGGGAGCUGCUCCUCGCCAACGCUGGAAUUUCCUCCAUGCAUACGGCGGUAACCCGUUACGGCACGGUCGUCCUCCUCGACCGAACCAACAUCGGCCCCACCCGAAAACUCCUCCCGAAACACAACUGCCGCUACGACCCGUACGACAAGGUCCUCCGCCGCGACUGUUACGCACACUCCGUCCUCUUCGACCCCGCCACCAACCAGAUCCGACCGUUGAAAAUCCUCACCGACACGUGGUGCUCAUCCGGCCAGUUCCUCCCAGACGGCACCCUGCUCCAGACCGGCGGCGAUCUCGAUGGCAACCGAAAGUUUCGGAAAUUCGCCACGUGUCCGCCCGAGGAGCUCUGCGACUGGGUCGAGCUGAAGACACCCGAGCUCGCAAACGGCAGGUGGUACGCCACGAACCAGAUAUUACCGGACGGGUCGGUCAUCAUAGUCGGUGGCAGUGCGGCCAACACCGUCGAAUUCUACCCUCCGUCCACCCGCUCCGUACAGAUUCUCCCCUUCCUUGCUGAAGCCGCAGACACUCAGAUGGACAACCUGUAUCCGUACGUCCACCUCCUCCCAGACGGACACCUGUUCAUAUUCGCGAAUACGAAAUCCAUACAAUACGAUUACAAAUACAACAGAAUUAUACGGUUUUAUCCGCAACUCGAGGGGGGCCCGCGCAACUACCCAUCCGCGGGAUCAUCGGCGAUGCUGGCCCUCAAUUUCGAAAGGGGGAAUUUCUUAACGGCCGAGAUCGUCAUCUGCGGCGGAGCGAGAUACGGAGCCUUCAUCGAGAGGAGCACCGACGCCCCGGCGUACGGUAGCUGCGGUCGCAUUGUAGCAACCGACGCCGAUCCUGCCUGGGCGAUGGAGGAUAUGCCUUACGGGAGGAUCAUGGGAGAUAUGGUGCUCCUCCCGACUGGAGACGUACUGAUCAUCAACGGCGCGCAGGCCGGCACGCAGGGGUUCGAGCUGGCGUCCGAGCCGUGCCUGAACCCGGUCCUGUACAGGCCGGACGAGCCGAUCGGCCUCCGGUUCAUGACGCUGAACCCGACCACCGUGCCGCGGAUGUAUCACUCGACGGCGAACCUGCUGCCGGACGGGAGGAUCCUCAUCGCCGGCAGCAACCCGCAUUACUUCUACAAGUUCGGCGGGGAGUUUCCGACGGAGCUGAGGCUGGAGGCGUUCUCACCGGAGUAUCUGUCGCCGGACCGAACAAAUCUACGGCCGGCCAUCGUUGAGAUGCCCGUAACGUUCCGAUACGGAGAGAGUUUCGUGUUGACUGUAACGGUGCCGCUGCCGGUUGUGGGGAUAAUAGAGGUGAAUCUCGCGAGCGCGCCGUUUUCAACGCACUCGUUCUCGCAGGGGCAAAGACUGGUGAAACUGGGAGUUUCGCCCGCCGUGCCGGUAUCGGGUAUCGAUGGCGGUACGUAUCGUAUCGGUUGUAGGGCUCCGCCGGACGGGAGAGUGGCGCCGCCUGGCUAUUACAUGGUAUUCGCGGUGAAUCAGGGGGUGCCGAGCGUGGCCAGGUGGGCCCAGAUCAUCUUGUAAAUAAAAAUACGUUUCGGGAAUUGGGAGAAGCACACUCGCGCACUUUCACUAUAGUGGUUUUUGUCGUGCAUUGGCUGAAAUCGAUUGUGUACCGAGAAAACUCAGUUGGGACCAAAAUUGAAGUAUAUUCAAAGCACAGUUAGAUCACAUCACAUGAAAGUUAAAGCCCUUCAAGGUCCUACAGUGA
Magnolia sinica is the source of this 1884-nucleotide messenger RNA. RefSeq names its product aldehyde oxidase GLOX. NCBI's taxonomy places the organism in Eukaryota, Viridiplantae, Streptophyta, Magnoliopsida, Magnoliales, Magnoliaceae. The coding region runs from base 75 to 1697 and encodes 540 amino acids. The transcript has a single exon. The record is from RefSeq and is a predicted model, not a curated record.